This is a messenger RNA of Drechmeria coniospora, 1587 nucleotides long. RefSeq names its product putative golgi to endosome transport protein. Gene Ontology annotation, biological process: Golgi to endosome transport; endocytosis. The transcript is spliced from 4 exons. The record is from RefSeq and is a predicted model, not a curated record. NCBI's taxonomy places the organism in Eukaryota, Fungi, Ascomycota, Sordariomycetes, Hypocreales, Ophiocordycipitaceae. The coding region runs from base 1 to 1587 and encodes 528 amino acids. Gene Ontology annotation, molecular function: phospholipid binding; clathrin binding. Gene Ontology annotation, cellular component: plasma membrane; clathrin vesicle coat; endosome.
AUGGAUCUGAACGACUUGAAGAACACCGUUUCGAACCUGACCUUGUAUGACCUCAAGGCCGGGUUCCGGAAAGCUCAGAAUGCGGUCAUGAACUACACCGAUAUGGAGGCCAAGGUACGAGAGGCCACAAACAACGAGCCUUGGGGUGCCUCGACGACGACGAUGCAGGAGAUCGCGAACGGUACCUUCAACUAUCAAACUCUCAAUGAGGUCAUGCCCAUGAUCUAUCGGCGAUUCACGGAAAAGUCGGCCGAGGAAUGGCGUCAAAUCUACAAGGCCUUGCAGCUGCUCGAGUUCCUCAUCAAGCACGGCUCCGAGCGUGUGAUUGACGAUGCCAGGGGGCACAUAACGCUGUUGAAGAUGUUGCGUCAGUUUCACUUCAUCGACCAGAACGGCAAGGACCAGGGCAUCAACGUGCGGAACCGAGCCAAGGAGCUGGCCGACCUGCUGGGUGACGUCGACCGCAUCCGGACCGAGCGCAAGAAGGCGCGGGCCACGAAGAAUAAAUACACAGGUGUCGAGGGCGGGGCUACCUUGGGCGGUGGCUACUCCGGCGGCAGCCGGUACGGCGGGUUCGGCAACGAGUCGUCCGGCUACGGCGGCGGCGGUGGUGGUGGUGAUGGCGGUGGUGGUAGCGGCACAACCUUUGGCGCCUACUCUGGGGGCGUGUACGGCGACGGCGGCGGUUUCGGCGGCCAAGACAACGGUUUCCAGGAUUCCGGGACGAGGUCGGAUCGGUUUGAAGCGUACGACGAGUUCGACGAGGACGAGAGACCUGCCGCCUCAUCAAGGCCUGCCCGGAAGACGGAGCGGGCGGCCGUUUCGAAGCCGGCGGCAGAGCCAGUCAAGAAGAAGGAGCCCGAGGUCGACUUGUUCUCCUUCGACGAGCCGACAGCGGCCCCCUCCACCAGCGGCCUCGCCGACUUUGCCAGCUCCGGCAACGCCGCCGCCGAAGACGACGACGACGAGUUUGAUGACUUUCAAUCAGCCACACCGGCGGCCUCGACCGGCUUCGCACAGCCGAUCUCGGCCCCGCUGGCGUCGAUAAGAAGCCCCGCGGCUCAGUUCGCGGCGCCGCAGCCUCUGUCGGCGCCCCAGCAGGCAGGCCUCAGCCAGAUGGUCAGCACAUCGUCCAUCUCGCCGGCGCCUGCCGCCGGAGGCAGCUACUCGGCCUUUACCUCGCCUCCCCAGCAGGCGCAGGCCAAGGCGGCGACCGGUUUCCAGAGCUCGGGCCCGAACUACUUUGGCACGGUCCAGACGCAAGCGCCGCCGGCGACGUCGUCGAGGGCGAGCAUGUCGGCCAUGUCCCCGACGGCGAGCGGACCGACGACGAUGGCCAACACGAUGCCCGUGCCGAGCUCGGCUGCGAAGCCGGCAGCGGGUGCGGGAGGCGGCGACGCCUUCGGUGCUCUGUGGGGCAAGGCCAGCGGGGGCAUCAAGAAGACGACGACGAUGGGUGCCGGGCCGGCCAUGGGCCAGCUGGCGAAGGAGAAGAGCAGCGCGGGCAUCUGGGGUGCGCCGGCCGCCUCCUCGUCCAAGCCUGCCGCUCCUGGUGGCGGGUCCGCAUCCGACGACCUGCUCGGCUGA